AAGAGGAUCUGAUCCCUGGAGAUCAUUGCCACAAACGUGUGUAACUGAAACCUGCAGCCAUGCUGAAACAGAUAUUAUCGGACAUGUACAUUGAUCCUGACCUGCUGGCAGAACUCAGCGAGGAGCAGAAGCAGAUCCUCUUCUUCAAGAUGAGGCAGGAACAAAUCAGACGGUGGAAGGAAAGAGAAGCUGCUGCAGACAAGGCUUUAGCAAAGAAGCCACUGCCGAGAAAAGCCAACGGGAAGUCGGUGACAUGGAAGCUUGGCGCUGACAAUGAUGUCUGGGUCUGGGUGAUGGGCGAGCAUCCUUCAGAUAAAUCGUACGCGGCCAUCUGUGAAGAGAUCCAGGCACAAAGGGCAAAGCGGUUAGCGAGAGAGCAAGGCAAGGAGGGCAGAGAGACUGACUCUUCUGUAACUCGGUCUCUACAUCCACAACCAGGAGUCCUGAGUGAGACAGAUCUUCACGCGAAUAAAAAAAGCACUGUGGAGGAAAAGAAGGAAAAUGGGAGAAAAGCUGCUGCUGCUACAACAGGGAAAAGCCAGGAGCUCACAAAGAGGGAAAGCAGAGAUGUUCACCAGAUGCUGGCAGACUGCCAUGUGAGGAAGCAUGGCUUCCAACAGACAAAGGAAGCACAGAGGAGAAAUUCAGGAGAAGAGACCACAGCUCCCCAGGAGGCAAUACCACAGAGUCACCCCAGCUUGGAGAGCCAGAGGACACUGCAGAAAUCAGAUGAGAAUGAGCCGGAAUGGCAGGAAUCCUUGCGGAAAUCCAAGGCAGCAGAUGAGAAGAGACGCUCCCUUGCACGGCAAGCCAGGGAUGACUACAGGAGGCUUUCACUGCAGGGCAUCCACAGAGGGAAGCAGGGAGAUAUUUCCAAGGGUGCCACAGCAGGAGAUCGGCGACCACUCCAAUAUCCGCCUCUCCCCCCCAAGCCUAAACUUCUACCUCCUGCGAUGGCAAAUGGGAGAGCAAUUAGGAAAGAGGGAAUCCAGAGGACAAUCUCCAAUUCCACUGAAGAAAGCAUCAUCAAGUGGUUCAAAGAGGAGCAAUUCCCUCUCCGAGCCGGCUAUCAGAAAACCACGGACACGAUAGCGCCUUGGUUCCACGGUAUCCUAACUUCUAAGAAAGCAGAGGAGCUUCUGAAUAAAACAGUACCGGGGAGUUUUCUGGUCCGCAUCAGUGAGAAAAUCAAAGGCUAUGUGCUCUCCUAUCGGUCUGUGGAAGGAUGUAAACACUUCCUCAUUGAUGCCUCCAGUGAUUCCUACAGCUUCCUUGGAGUGGACCAGCUACAACAUUCAACACUGGCUGACCUUGUAGACUACCACAAGGACGAACCCAUCACUUCCUUGGGGAAGGAGCUGUUGCUUUACCCAUGUGGCCAAGAGGACCAAGAACCAGACUACACCUCUCUCUUUGAGUGAGCCUCCCAGCCUCGCUGUGCAGCCCCAUGCUUGUAUUCACAAAGACUGAACUUCAAACUAGAGCUGCUGAUGCUUACCUGAA
Harpia harpyja (harpy eagle) is the source of this 1503-nucleotide messenger RNA. It is a transcript of the gene SH2D4A, whose product is annotated as SH2 domain containing 4A. Gene Ontology annotation, molecular function: phosphatase binding. The record is from RefSeq and is a predicted model, not a curated record. Gene Ontology annotation, cellular component: cytoplasm. NCBI's taxonomy places the organism in Eukaryota, Metazoa, Chordata, Aves, Accipitriformes, Accipitridae. The transcript is spliced from 9 exons. The coding region runs from base 60 to 1421 and encodes 453 amino acids.